AUGACCGACUACAAGACGUCGAAAGAGGCCUUCGUAUCUGGCAUGACAGGGUCCAGCAUCGGACACAUUAACAUGAUCUCUCUGGCUGCACUCUCCUCUAUUGCAUUGUACUCUGCGCUCCGGACGCGUCUGCCCCCCAACAGGUCCGAGCAUUUUGCUUUGGAAAUGCUCACGCUCGUCCUUCCGCUCCUUCUCUCGAUAACCCUUUACGCGAAAGCUCCUGUAAUUCUCAAUAUCAUGCUGCUUCUUCCGACUACGCUGCUGCUACUCAUACCGCGCCGCGAGACUGGUAUCCCGCUACCAUCCACUCUGCAAUCAAGCCCCUCGACUUCGCCUUACCGAGGCAGACCUCGCACUCCAGAUCCCUCUGGCGGCAAUUCGCCAUCUACCAGCGCCCUCAUACCACGACUGCCGGCUCUGACAACGUAUCGUGCGCACAUGCUGCUGUUGACGUUCCUAGCCAUCCUCGCUGUCGAUUUUCGCGUGUUUCCGAGGAUGCUCGCGAAGUGCGAGACGUAUGGUGUGUCGCUGAUGGACAUCGGCGUAGGGUCGUUCAUCUUCUCGCAGGGCAUUAUAUCCGCCGUACCUCUGAUCAAGAACCCUGCGUAUCUCACCCAGCCGCUCUUCCCAAAGAUGGUCACGACGGCCCGCAAGUGCCUGCCCAUCUUCGUGCUGGGCUUCGUGCGGACGUUGUCCGUCAAGGGCGUAGAGUACCCCGAGCAUCAGACAGAAUAUGGGACCCAUUGGAACUUCUUCAUCACGCUUGCCUCCAUACCUAUCCUUGAAGUCCUUUUGCACCCGGUGAUGGUCCGCUUGCCGAUCUCGCUUCUAGGCGUCUCAGUCGCGCUCUUGCAACAACUCGUUUUGAGCCACGGCCUAACGGACUAUGUUCUCAACGCGCCGCGCACCGGCCUAAUCAGCGAGAACAAAGAGGGCAUCGUCUCCCUAUCUGGGUAUCUUGCUGUUCACUUGCUCGGGCUCUCAACGGGGACGCUGCUGCUCCCGCCCACGCCGUCCUACUUCCGCAAGCGCCAGCAAGAACUCGCCAGAGCGCCCUCGCCUCGCCGGUCUGCGCACACGCACGACAGCGACUCCGAGAGCGAUGACAGCACGGGCCCACGGAGACCCGGCCAGACGACUACAACGGCCGUGGAGCGGCGCGAGAACGACAAGACGGCGAUCGAGCUGUGCUCGUACGCCGUCCUGUGGUGGGCCCUCCUCGGCGGGAGCAAGCUGCUCGGCAUCGGCAACGGUGUCUCCCGAAGAUUGGUGAACCUGCAGUACAUCCUCUGGAUCGCGGCGUACAACGUGAGCUUCAUCCUCGGCUACAUGUGCCUCGACCUCGCGUUCUUCGCGUCGCCCCUCUCCAAGUCGACGUACUCGCCGUACUCGAAGCUCAAGGUGCAGCACGAUCCCGUGAUGCUCAAGAAGGACGACAGGCAUGGGCACACGGUCGAGGGGAGCGCGCCGGCGCUGCUUGACGCGAUCAACAAGAACGGGCUGGCACUGUUUCUACUGGCCAAUCUCGCCACCGGCGUAGUGAAUCUGUCGAUGAAGACGAUGUACGCGUCGGACGCGGUGGCGAUGGCAGUGCUCUCUGCGUAUGCGCUCGCUAUCUGCGGUGUCGCGUGGGUAUUCAGGAAUAGACGGCUUUGGCACUUUUGA
Molecule: messenger RNA, 1665 nt
Organism: Fomitopsis serialis
Lineage: Eukaryota; Fungi; Basidiomycota; Agaricomycetes; Polyporales; Fomitopsidaceae
Product: GWT1-domain-containing protein
Exons: 8
Coding region: 1-1665 (554 amino acids)
Biological process (GO): GPI anchor biosynthetic process; protein localization to plasma membrane
Cellular component (GO): endoplasmic reticulum; membrane
Molecular function (GO): glucosaminyl-phosphatidylinositol O-acyltransferase activity
Source: RefSeq, a predicted model, not a curated record